Molecule: messenger RNA, 2297 nt
Organism: Drosophila takahashii
Lineage: Eukaryota; Metazoa; Arthropoda; Insecta; Diptera; Drosophilidae
Gene: mbo
Product: Nuclear pore complex protein Nup88
Biological process (GO): ribosomal small subunit export from nucleus; ribosomal large subunit export from nucleus; protein import into nucleus
Cellular component (GO): nuclear pore
Molecular function (GO): structural constituent of nuclear pore
Source: RefSeq, a predicted model, not a curated record
UGGACAAAUGAAAUCGAUGUUUUAGCCGAUGUUUUUCUAGAGCAUAAACAAAAAAAACCGGCAAGGCAAUGUCGCUUACGGAUGUCUUGGAAUUGAACAAAACGGAGUUGUUCGCGAAGAUUCGCGAUGGCUUGCCCGGUGUGCAGAGGACCCAGAACCUGCUGGACUGCAAGGACGACCUGCUGUUCGCCUGGGACGCCAAGGACAGCUGCCUGCUGGUGCGCAACUGGCGCUCCUCGCUGGCGGCCGAGGUGAAUGUCCAGUUCCAGACCCUGAUCCCCUCGAGCACGGUUGGCCUGGAGGUGGACCGCGUACUGGCCUCCAACGAGGGCUCGCUGGUGGCGCUCAGCGGACCCCGCGGCGUCACCAUUCUGGAGCUGCCCCGACGAUGGGGCGCCGAUGGAUACUACAAGGACGGCAAGGCCCGGAUCACCUGCCGCACCUACGGCCUGGACACCCAGCUGUUCCUCAACAAUCCGCACCUGGAGGUGCGCCAAGUGCGCUGGCAUCCGCACUCCGUGUCGGACUCCACGCUGCUGGUGCUGCUCAACAACAACACCAUUCGGGUGUACAACCACUCCAAGCUGCGCCACGUGUGGCAGGUGGGCCCCUCGGUCCUCCGCAGCGGGGCCAACAGCUCGCUCUGCGACUUCGGAGAGGUGGCCGUGGACUUUGACAUCGCUCCCGCUGGAAAAUCUCGUGACACAGAAUCAGCAGCUUUUGGGGAAACCGAAACCACUCUGGAUAAGAGCAACAAAACCCUAAUGGCGGCCAAGUCGCAGCCAAAGCAGGAGCGGAUCGAGUGGCCCGUGGUGGUGCUGCGCGAGAAUGGAAACAUAUACAUUUUGAUGACCGGCCUGGACUCGGAAAAGACGCGUCUCCAGGGACCCAUCACCAUAACGCCCCAGGCGCGGGACAACUAUGGCCUGGAGUCGUGUGCGCUCAUGAUUAUCCCCUCGCUGCCGCCAACUCUAGUUAUUGCCGAGUCCAACGGAAAGCUUCAUCAUGCGCUGCUCAUGGAAGCCGAGGCCGCCGAGCAUUCCUUCAACGAGGUGGACGACUUUGUGCUCAUCGAGCCAGCUGAAUAUGUUAUCCAUGUGCUAGAAACUGUGGAACUAGAGCUGGGACUGACUGCCUCUGGAGCGGCAGAAGGAGGAGGAGCAUCCUACAAUUGUCCAGUUUAUCUGAAGCGCGACCUGAUCAACGAACUGCGCUACUUUGCCUACCACAACGCGGGCCUCCAUGCGGUCACCGUGAACUUUAUCUCUGAGCUGCAGCGUUACCUGGACAGCGAGUCCGAAGAGGACAGACUUGAGCUGGCGGCCUCUUCGCGUGCCGAAUACAUUCUGUGCACCAAAUUCGACUCCAGUGAUUCCGUGAACGCAGUCUUUGGACUAGCACUGCUGCAAGUUCCCGCCGGAGUGGUUAUUCUACUGGGCAGCGGACAGGUUAUCAGUCUGAAGCUGGUAAUAGAUGCUCAGCUCUUGGUGACACCCAAUGAGAAUAGGCAGGCUAACGCGGAUGUGUCGCAGCAGGAGAGUGGACCAACUUUUGUGGACACCAUUAAGUCACUGCUUCAGCGCAAUGUGAACCAGCCCAUCCUGGCGGAUAAACUUUCCUCGCCUUCUGCGCAGGAGAGCUAUGAACUUUUAAACCAGGCCAUCGAGGUGCUCCGCGAACAGUACCUUAAACGACACGACCUCGUGCGCGCCGCCUUCGCGCGACACAUUAACCAGAUGCAGCUGAAGAAGGAGCAACAGAAGCAGGAGAUCCAGGAUCUGGAGAAGGAGCGCGAACUGAUCAGCGAGCGGGCUCACAAGCUGGCCGAACGCUUCGAGGAGAUCAGCUACAAUCAGGAGCUGCUCGUGCGCAAGUGCAACGUUCUGAUGCAGCGGGCCAAUGCCGCACUGCCAAAUAGUGUGGUGGCCGAGCGGGAGUUUUCGCUGGAGGUGGCUCGUCUUAACAAGGUUACCCAGAGCAUGGCCGCUGGUUUGGAGGGCGCCAAGAAGACGCUGAACAAGCAGCGCUACCACAUUGCCAAGAGCCAGGAAGACCUCAAGAAGAAUGCUUACGAGCUGCCGGAGAAGCAGCACCGAACAAUCACCGAGAUACUCACCCAACUAACUGGCGAGAUCGACCGCCAGAUCACUGACGUCAAGCGCAUAAACAAAAUCGUUGGCGUUUAAAAUCGGAUUGAAAACUAGCACACUGUUAUGAUUUCGCCACGUUUUUGUUGAUUGUAAAGCCGUUGCGUAGAACUAAAACGUAUUUAUAAUAAACAUGUCGAUUAAGUCCUA